AUGAAAGCAUCGCUCUAUCAGGUUGCUAUACCUCAUGUACUUUUCUUCCUACAGGCCGCAGCCACGCUACAAGGAGGCCCUCCCACCGUGGUGCGGACGAGCUCAGCAGGCGCAUUAGAGACGCUAGACACAGAAGGCAAUAAGGAACUCGAAGAAUGGCUGGCAGCAAACAUCAGAACUCCCCCUUCCAUGCUCAAACCGUGUCCGCUGCCUUGCAGCGAGGCACCAGAUAGCAUUAAUGGAGGUGGAUGGUUUUUGGUACCCGAUGCUACCAGUUUCGCUCAAUGUAACAAGACAUUGCUGCUGGAUCUCGUCGUCAAAAGUGACGAUCCACCAGCCCUCAGGGCAUGCACGGCUGAUUAUGGCUCCAAUUAUCAACUUUCCAAAAUUCAUAGUCCUGAUGAUGGAAAUGCAGCCCUUUGCUCUACACCUAACCACGAAAUGGUGAAGACUUCUAUCCGCUUGUUGGAAGUCUCGACUCCCACUCAGAACAAUGACACGUUUGCAACUCAACAUCUGGUGUCAGCAAGUCGUCAGGUUAUGCAUUACUUGGCUUCUCAGAAACCUUCUUGUUCGAAAAAUGCCUUAGCAUUCGGCUAUAGCCAAACUUCUGUAGUUGGCGUCUUUGCUGGCGCUGAGCUUCACCAGCAUGGACUGGCCAUCGACGUUAUCAACAGCCUCCUCUCAUAUGCGACGGAAAGGUCCAUUUCCCAGACGACAGUUCUUCAACUGUGUCAGGAACAUGGCCUUGGGGCAGAUUAUUCAUUUGGAUUAGUUGCAACUAACGCAAACAACUUGAAGUUUGCUCAGGAAGCCGUCCGCCGGUGGGCAAGCGGCAAAUGCGUCGGUCCGGACGGUGGGCGAGAUUGGAAGGAAGUUACAAUCCGUGUGCCCUCUAUUGUGAGGCCAACCAAUACGACGGCCUCUUCAAACAUGACUGGUUCACGUCUCAGCUAUAGGUCUUCCUGGCAGGAUCUUGCUCGGGUCCAUUGCAAAACGCUCACCGUCAGGAGCGGAGACGGUUGCUGGGCUUUGGCCAAGAUAUGCGGAGUUAGCCAGUCCGACCUGACCAAAUAUAAUCGCCGUGCAAAUUUCUGCGAUACUUUGGUCGUUGGUGAAAAAGUUUGCUGUACUCGGGGCAUCCUCCCUUCAAGCAUUCCUGAUUCCAAGUCCGACGGCACAUGUGUAACCAAGGAAGUCAAGAGCGGCGAUAGCUGCGGCUCUCUAGCCUCAAAAUGUGGCCUUAGUGCAAGCGACUUUAUGAGGUUGAAUACUAAAGAGGAUCUAUGCUCUACCCUAGCUGAAGGCCAGCAAGUCUGUUGCUCGCGCGGGGAGCUGCAAGACCGGCGUCCAAAACCCGAGUCGGACGGGAUUUGCGCUUCUGUCAAGACGAAUCGAGGCGACAGUUGUGCCAGCAUAGCCGCUUCUCGGGACCUUACGGUUAGGGAUAUUGAAAGUUUCAACGAGGACACCUGGGGCUGGAAUGGUUGCAAAGUGCUCUGGGUUGGCUUCAGACUCUGCGUUAGUGAAGGGAAACCGCCCAUGCCGGAACCGGUAUCUAAUGCCGUCUGCGGUCCAACAGUUCCCGGUACAAAGGCGCCAGCUAAAGGCUUCGACUUGUCGAGGCUUAACCCCUGUCCUCUCAAAGCUUGUUGUAAUGUUUGGGGUCAGUGCGGGCUUUCAGACGACUUUUGCAUUGAAUCCAAAUCUGAGACUGGUGCCCCAGGAACUUCUGGCGUCAGGAACGGAUGCAUUAGCAAUUGCGGAAGAGCUAUUAUUAGAAGUUCGCCCCCUCCGAGUGUUAUCAAAAUUGCGUAUUUUGAAGCGUGGAAUCAUAAACGGUCCUGUUUAUGGAUGGAUAUUGACGAUAUUGAUACCACGAAAUACUCUCAUAUCCACUUCGCCUUCGGUGAAGUGACGAAAGACUUCAGAAUCGAUAUCAGCAAAGUUCAGACCCAGUUUUACAAGCUUAAAGCUAUGGUGGGUGUUAAAAGGAUCAUCUCACUUGGAGGCUGGGACUUCAGCGCCUUGCCGGGGACGUAUAAUAUCCUUCGCGAAGCUGUCCAGCCAAGGAACCGCGACAAAUUUAUCACGAAUAUUGUGGAUUUCCUGAUCCAGCAUGAUCUUGACGGAGUGGACCUUGACUGGGAGUAUCCUGGGGCAACUCCAUCAUCAUAUUGGUAUCUAAAGGCGUUUCCUAUCUCACUCAUGGCCAUGUCACUUGAUUACAUUGUUUUCAUGACAUACGAUCUCCACGGGCAGUGGGAUUAUGGCAACAAGUGGACAUCUCCUGGCUGCCCAACAGGUAAUUGUCUGAGAUCCCACGUUAAUAUGACUGAAACUAAGGAUGCCCUUAUCAUGAUCACUAAGGCUGGCGUUCCAUCUAACAAGGUCGUGGUGGGCGUCGCCAGCUAUGGGCGCUCUUUCAAGAUGGCUGAAGCUGGCUGUUACGGGCCACUUUGCAAAUUUACUGGAACCCCCCGCAUAUCUCACGCUGCCAAGGGCCGUUGUACAGACACGUCCGGAUACAUAGCCAAUGCAGAGAUUGAAGAAAUCCUUGCCAGUGGCAAGGUCACCAAGCAGUGGCGAGAAGCUGGCUCUAAUAUUCUGGUCUACGACGACACUGAGUGGGUGGCGUACAUGGACGACAAACUUAAGGAUAUUCGAACUCAGUUUUAUCUCAUGAAUAACUUUGCUGGAACGACGGACUGGGCUGUUGACCUGCAGAAGUUUUUACCCGGUGACGGUAUUCCUUACGACGAUUUUGAGGAUGAAUAUGAGCCAUACAUUGAUCCUGAUUUUUAUUCGGACUGUAGUGGUAAAUACAGCACGUUGGGCGAUGUUGAAAAACAUCUAACUACGAUGCCCACCCACUGCACAGAGAAAUACAUUGCUCAAGCAGAGUCGGCUAUGAUUAAGGAAGCCUUGACAAAGCACCUCGAGCUUCUGCAAGAUGAUUACGACAGCAAAUUCAAAACCUAUGAACGGUUUGUAAAACAGCAAGUCCCUGUGCAGAUUAAUAACUUUAUGGCGAGCGACAAAGUACAUCAAUACUUUAAAUGCUCAGAGUAUAAGAAGGUUAUCUGUUGCAGUGACUGUACAUAUGCUACCUGUCUCGAGACUUGCGCCAAUUUUGCCGGCUGCAAGAGCGGAUAUCAAACGCUAGAUAUUAAAUGUCCACAGCAGAAGGAUGAGCUCGAUAUGAUUUCUAUGGAAACCACUCCUAACGCCACGUUCCACCUUAAGGACGAGGAGGGGUUUUGGAAAGAAAUCGGGAGCCAAUAUGGUAUCGAAGAGGCUUGGGUAGCAUUUGGAAGAAGACAUAUGAGGACAGCUAACGGCUGCCAGUACGCUGGCAAAGCCAUUCAUGAAUGCCAAAACCAGAAUGACCGUUGGUGGUACAACUACCCGAUCGCCGCUGACGACAAGAUCAAGGUAUACAACCCAAAGAAGAUUUUCGGUGACUCCACAGACACCAUUGCAAGCCUGGCCGAGAAUUUGGACAUUAUCAAGGACCUGAAUAUCUACGACACCUUGAUGCCGUGGUCAGACGUGGUGGACGCGGCGUCGCUGCCAGCACUUACCCUGCAGGCAGCAGUCGAUAAUAUGAAAAGCAUUAUUGACAAGGCUGAGGAAAUUGAGAAGAAGCAGAAAGAAGAGUUCAUUCUGAACAUGGUGAUGGGAAUAUUAUUCUUUAUCCCCGUCGUUGGGGAGGCGGCCGGCUCGGCUGGUUUGACAGCCGCUCGAUCUAUGCUACGCCUAAUAGGUGCGGCAGGGGAUGCGGGCAUGACUGUAUACGAUAUCGUCAAGGACCCUAGCAAUGCAUUCAUGGCGGCUUUUGCAUAUGUUCUCGGUGCUGGCGUGGGACGAUCUGGGUUUCGGGACGCCGCAAAUUCUAGGCGAGCAGUGCGGCCUAGAGAACUUGCUGCAGUCGGCUCAUUGAAAACUGAUCUCCAGAGAAUUCAAGUAUCCCGUAAGAACAUCUGCUAUCUCUAG
Molecule: messenger RNA, 3996 nt
Organism: Metarhizium brunneum ARSEF 3297
Lineage: Eukaryota; Fungi; Ascomycota; Sordariomycetes; Hypocreales; Clavicipitaceae
Source: RefSeq, a predicted model, not a curated record